Messenger RNA from Salvia hispanica, 3262 nucleotides. RefSeq names its product putative LRR receptor-like serine/threonine-protein kinase RFK1. Lineage: Eukaryota; Viridiplantae; Streptophyta; Magnoliopsida; Lamiales; Lamiaceae. The record is from RefSeq and is a predicted model, not a curated record. Gene Ontology annotation, molecular function: protein binding; protein serine/threonine kinase activity; ATP binding. Gene Ontology annotation, biological process: protein phosphorylation.
UACCGCUAAAUCAAUCAUGCUCAUGCCUGUUGUUUUCCUAUGCUAACUUUGCAUUCGCUUUCCCAGACCUAGUCAGAUAUUAAAUGUGUAUAUAAUUGCAUCACAUUAAGGCUGUAAACUGGAAUUUCCAUUGUUUGUUUGAGUAAAGUUGAAGUCUUGAUGCUUGGGAGCGAUGUUGGUAGGGAAAAGUUUGCAUCUUUGUUGGGCUGUUGUGGUUUUCUGUUACUCGUUUUUGAGGUUGUCGGAGUCGCAGCGGGUGCCGCAGGAAGAAGUUGAUGUCUUCAAAGAGAUAGCCAACGAGUUGGGCGCAGUACACUGGAUGUUCGAUGCUGAUUUAUGUGAAUUGGAGAUGGGUGGGAUCUCACAAACUCCUCCACCGAACUCUGAUGGUUAUGUUGAAUGCAAUUGCAAUUAUGACAACAACACCGUCUGCCAUGUUACUACACUUGUGAUUAAGGGUUACAAUCUUCCUGGUGUUCUUCCAUUGUCGAUUGUAAAGCUUCAGUACCUUCAGCACGUUGAUCUUGCCUACAAUCUCCUAACUGGCACGAUUCCGAAAGAGUGGGCUUCAAUGCAACUUAAUUUUAUCUCUGUACUCGUAAACCGUUUAUCCGGACAAAUACCAAAGUAUCUGGCAAACUUUACUAGCCUUACAUACCUGAACCUCGAGGGAAACCAAUUCUCGGGGGGCAUUCCUCCUGACAUCGGAAGGAUGACAAAUUUAACAAAUCUGAUCUUAUCAUCGAACCCACUGACAGGGGAGCUACCGAAUUCACUUGCGAAUUUGAUGAAUUUAAAAGAUUUUAGGGUAAAUGACAACAAUCUAAGUGGACAAAUACCGGACUUUAUUAAGAACUGGAAGCAACUUACAAAUUUAGAAAUGUUUGCUAGCGGACUGGAGGGGCCCAUUCCCUUGAACAUAACUCUUCUUGAUAUGUUAGAAAAUCUGAGGAUUAGCGACCUAAAAGGACCGUCUCAGGAAUUUCCAUUGCUGAGGAGCACUACAGCCCUAACAUCAUUGAUAUUGAGAAACUGCAAAAUUACUGGUGAAAUUCCUGCAUAUAUAUGGAAGCUUAGACUUCUGGAUAUGCUGGACGUCAGUUUCAACAUGUUGGACGGCGUGAUUCCUAGCCACAUCGCUAGAAAUCUGAAAGUAGUGUUUGUGACCGGCAACAGGCUGAGUGGAAAGAUACCUGACACACUUUUGAAGGAUGGAGGCAAUAUUGACCUUUCCUACAACAAUUUUACUUUGGAAGGCCCUGAGGAACCUGCUUGUCGACUAGACAUGAAUCGAAACGUAAACUUGUUCAAAGGCUCAGCUGCAUCGAAUACAUUAAAACGAACUCUCCCAUGCAUAAAGGAUGUAGUCUGCCCCAGAUAUAAAUGUUCGUUACAAGUUAAUUGUGGUGGGAAUGACUUGCGUGUCAAAGAAACCGACAGAAAAGUUAUAUAUGAAGGUGAUGGUGGACUUGAUGCUGAAAGUUACUUAAGCACCAACUACUGGGGCUUUGUUAGCACCGGGGACUUCUUAGACGAACCUUCUUACCAGAAAUCACGUGCAGUCAACAUUCCUACGCCAAAUCUCACUGAUUUGUACAGUAGUGCCCGCCUUAGCCCUCUUUCACUUACGUAUUUCCAUUAUUGCUUGGAGAAUGGGGAAUAUAAUGUAAGCCUGCACUUUGCGGAGAUAAUUUUCACAGACAACAACAGCUCAUAUUACAGUCUGGGGAAGCGGAUGUUUGAUAUAUACAUUCAGGAGAAAUUAGUGCAUGAAAACUUCGACAUUGAAGAUGAGGCUCGUGGAGCUCAAAAAUCGGUGGUAAGAAAGUUUAGUACCAACGUGACUGAUAAUACAUUGGAGAUCCGGUUUUACUGGGCUGGAAAAGGGACUACCCGGAUUCCCAACAGAGGGGAUUAUGGUUCUCUUAUAUCAGCUAUCUCAGUUGAUCCAACUUUUAAAGUCUGUUCAGAUGGAAACAAGAAGCAUGUAACUGCAUAUGUAGUAGCUGCAGUUUUGACAGUGUUUGUUAUUCUCGCGAUAUUGGGAAUCCUUUGGUGGAAAGGUUACUUGACAGGUCGAAAACAUGGUAGAAAUGAUCUUGAAGGUCUAGAACUGCAAACAGUCAUCUUGACCCUCAAACAGAUUCGAACUGCCACUAACAAUUUUGAUGCUGCAAAUAAAAUUGGAGAAGGUGGUUUUGGUUCAGUGUACAAGGGUGAACUGCCUGAUGGUACUGUAAUUGCUGUGAAGCAACUCUCGUCUGGAUCAAGGCAAGGAAAUCGUGAGUUUUUGAAUGAGAUUGGCAUGAUUUCUUGUUUACAGCACCAGAACCUUGUGAAGCUAUACGGAUGCUGUAUUGAAGGCGAUCAGUUGCUGGUGGUGUAUGAGUACAUGGAAAACAAUAGCCUAGCACACGCUUUGUUCGAGUCAAAUGGAAGAAGUCAAAUGAUACUAAACUGGGCAACAAGGUUCCAGAUCUGCAUCGGAAUUGCAAAAGGGUUAGCUUUCCUCCACGACGAAUCAAGGCUGAAAAUUGUCCAUCGAGACAUCAAAGCCACUAAUGUGCUGCUGGAUAGCGCUCUGAAUCCUAAAAUAUCUGAUUUUGGAUUGGCUCGUCUUAAUGAAGACGAGAAGACGCACAUUAGCACAAAAGUUGCUGGAACGAUAGGAUAUAUGGCGCCUGAAUAUGCACUGUGGGGUUAUCUAACCGACAAAGCAGAUGUCUACAGCUUCGGAGUCGUGCUUCUGGAAAUAGUCAGCGGGAAAAGCAACAACAACUACAUGCCUAGUCACAAUUUCGUCUGCCUUCUGGAUUGGGCGAGCCACUUGAACGAGAGCAAGCACAUUGAUGAACUCAUUGAUCCGAGAUUGGAUGCCAGUGCCAACAGAGAGGAGAUAGAGAUGGUGGUGAAAAUAGCUCUCCUGUGCACGAAUGCAACUCCAUCGGUGAGGCCAACGAUGUCAGAGGUGGUUCUGAUGCUGGAGCGGAAAAUGGAGAUUCCGGUUGUAACGCCCGAGGGGAGCACUUACACUAACGACGUGAGGUUCAAAGCCAUGAAGGACUUUCACCAGGAGAGGCGGAGCUUGAGCAGUGCUACGUGGGGGGAGUCGCCGGUUUCAUCGACGAUACGAACAGGUGUAGCGUACUCUUCAUCCACUUCUGGUUUUAAUGAAAUCAGUAAAGAUAGUAUACCUUAGCUUCAUGAUGAAUGGUUUCUGUACAUUUUUCAUGCUGUAAAUAAACAACUAGGUUAAUAUUUA